Molecule: messenger RNA, 2343 nt
Organism: Fonsecaea erecta
Lineage: Eukaryota; Fungi; Ascomycota; Eurotiomycetes; Chaetothyriales; Herpotrichiellaceae
Exons: 4
Coding region: 1-2343 (780 amino acids)
Biological process (GO): protein phosphorylation; mitotic DNA damage checkpoint signaling
Cellular component (GO): nucleus
Molecular function (GO): protein binding; protein serine/threonine kinase activity; ATP binding
Source: RefSeq, a predicted model, not a curated record
AUGGAAUGGAAGGGUGCAGAAAGCGACAUCAAGGUCGAUGACUCGUCGGCGAUCAGUGGACUGGAGUUCGACAGUCUCAUUCAGAACAGCUUUAGAGCAGCUGAUGCAGCUCUUGCUUCUGCAUUAGUCUCUCUUCAACUGAACCCCUCGCUCUACACCGAUCAUAAGCCGUCCACUCUGCCAUUCUUGUCACCGAACGGAAACCUUCCAGUCGUUACAAGCGGGCUGAUCUCCGUCGGCGUUUCUGUGGGGGUGAUGGGUCCCAGGAAAGAGAAGAGCAGUUUGAAGAGAAAUCGGCAUAGCACUGGCGAGGACCAGGAGAUCAAGAAACCUCGGAGAUCUCAGAGGAUUUCUUCGCAGUCUCAACAAGAUCCUCACCACACGCCCAUCAAAAACCAAUAUCUUCCCUCUCCUCUAACGAACCAUGAGUCCACUGUUACCGAAACAUUCAAGGAACAUACGGCUACCCCUCCAGAAGGCCGCCCCAGCCAGAUUCGCCAUGUUACGCCCGUAGCCUCGCCGCCACUUCUCCCACAAUCCUCACCUCCUCAAGACACACAGCCUCUAUCCCAAUUCAUCUACCCCCCUCGAGACAUCGAACCUGACCUGAAUGAUGACGACGGAACGUGGGGUUACCUGUUUCCAAUGACCGGGAAUGGUCAUAGACUGCAGAUGAAACGGCGAGCAUUUUGUCCUGCUCCCGCCAAGCCGCUCGAGGUGUCGAGGCAGACUGUUAAGAGCAAAAAGCGAGGGAAGAAGGAGUUGAUUGAAGCUGAAGCCGAAUACGAGCAUGAGAAAACGGAUAAAGGCUUUCCAGCGAGCGGAUACCUGAUCGGGAGACACCCUGAAUGUGACAUGAUUCUUGACAUCCCAACAGUGUCGAACCGACAUUGCUUGAUCUUUAACGAAACACGAAAUGGCGACUCGGUCGCCAUUCUCGAGGACUUGUCCAGCAACGGCACCUUUGUCAACGAAGCAUUCUUGGGCCGCAACAAGCGAAGACAGCUAGAAGAUGGGGAUGAGAUCACUAUCUUAGAUGAGGCACGAUUUGUCUUUCGCUACCCAAGAAGCCGAGACUCGAGUGCUUUCAAUUCGCGUUAUCGCAUCCUCCAGCAGUUGGGAAAGGGCCAUUUUGCUACGGUAUACCUCUGUGUAGAAAGAUCAACGGGCUUCAAGUUUGCCGUCAAGAAGUUCGAGCGUCGCAUGGGAGAGUCUCAACGAUCGCAGACGGAAGGAUUGGAACAGGAAAUCGCUGUGCUGAUGAGCGUCAGUCAUCCCAAUGUCCUUUGCCUGAAGGAGACGUUCGAUGAGCCGGACGGAGUUUACCUGGUCUUGGAGCUCGCCGCUGAAGGCGAAUUGUUCAACUUGAUUGUGACGAAACAGAAGUUGACGGAGGCCGAGACCCGGAAAAUCUUCAUCCAAUUAUUUCAGGGGACUAAGUAUCUGCACGAACGCAAUAUCGUCCAUCGCGACAUCAAACCAGAGAACAUCUUACUGACCGACAAGAAUUUGUCGGUCAAGUUGGCAGAUUUCGGCCUGGCUAAGAUCAUUGGCGAGGAGUCGUUCACAACUACGUUAUGUGGUACACCAAGCUAUGUUGCACCCGAAAUACUGGAGAACACACGGCAUCGAAGAUAUACCAGAGCAGUUGAUGUUUGGUCCCUGGGUGUGGUCUUGUACAUUUGUCUAUGCGGGUUCCCACCAUUUUCCGAUGAGCUUUACUCGCGCGAGAAUCCAUAUACCCUCGCUCAACAGAUCAAAAUGGGCCGGUUUGACUAUCCGUCACCGUAUUGGGACUCGAUUGGGGACCCUGCACUCGAUCUUAUCGACCGCAUGCUCACAGUCGACGUGGAGAAGCGAAUUACUAUCGAUCAGUGCCUCGAACAUCCCUGGACAAGAAACUUGGGCUACAUCAAUCCAGCUGAUUCGCUUGACGGCCUCACCGGGCAAAUGAGUGCCUUUGACUUCUCCAAACGAAAAGUCCAACGGGAACGCACUUUGUUAGCCAACAUCAACGACGUCAAAGUGAGCAAAGUAGUAGACCUCAAUGGAGGCCAGCAGAUCCAAGGUCAGACCCCCCACAUCCCCGGCUCACCAGCACAUGUGAAGAUAUGGGACAAGAACCCGAGCGGCAAGAAUACCAGAAUGAGCCCACCCAGGGACAACAACAAGGGGAAGAAGCAGAAGUAUAAGGAGAAUGGUAACAAGGAGGAACAUCCCGCGGCGAAUCGACAGCAAGACGAGUUUAUGCAAAUGGGCGGUAAAGGCGACAUGCGUUUAUUUGAAGAUGAUGUUUCCUCGAGGUAUUUGCCAGAAGAAGUGCCCAAGGGGAGAAAAAAGUGA